Messenger RNA from Exaiptasia diaphana, 1779 nucleotides. RefSeq names its product GPN-loop GTPase 1. The record is from RefSeq and is a predicted model, not a curated record. The coding region runs from base 17 to 1120 and encodes 367 amino acids. Gene Ontology annotation, molecular function: GTPase activity. The transcript has 5 exons. Lineage: Eukaryota; Metazoa; Cnidaria; Anthozoa; Actiniaria; Aiptasiidae.
GGUAGGUAUUUUCAAAAUGGCGGCGGCAAGUGGAGGAGUAGAAACAAAAUUGACAACGAAAAACCCAGUAUCYAUCAUAGUUUUAGGGAUGGCAGGGUCUGGAAAGACGACAUUUGUGCAGAGACUAACAGCCCAUCUGCAUAGUGUCAAGAAGCCACCCUAUGUAGUAAAUCUUGACCCUGCCGUCCAUGAAGUUCCAUACCCAGCUAAUAUUGACAUCAGAGAUACUGUCAACUAUAAGGAGGUGAUGAAGCAGUUUGGCCUGGGUCCUAAUGGUGGAAUUAUUACAUCACUAAAUCUGUUUGCUACAAGAUUUGAUCAAGUCAUGAACUUUAUGGAGAAAAAGGGCUCAGAAUAUCAAUAUGCUGUAUUUGACACUCCAGGACAAAUUGAAGUCUUUACUUGGUCAGCUUCAGGAUCAAUUAUYACAGAAGCMCUGGCUUCUUCAUUCCCUACUGUAGUGGUAUACAUCAUGGACACUGCACGAAGUACUAACCCGGUUACCUUUAUGUCUAAUAUGCUGUAUGCUUGCAGUAUUCUCUACAAGUCCAAACUACCUUUCAUUGUGGUGAUGAAUAAGACAGAUAUUGUAGACCAUAGUUUUGCAAUGGAAUGGAUGCAAGACUUUGAAGUUUUCCAGGAAGCKYUGUCCCAGGAUACMACAUACAUGUCAAGUUUGACYAGAUCAAUGAGUCUUGUACUGGACGAGUUCUAUCAAAACCUAAAWGUAGUAGGUGUAUCRUCAAUGACUGGUAGUGGUUUUGGCGAGUUUCUUACUGCUAUUGACCAUGCAGUGCAUGAGUAUGAGACAGAAUACAGACCAGAGUAUGAAAGGCUCAAAGCAGAGAAAACCAAGAAAACUGAAGCAGAACAGUUAGAGCAGCUACAAAAGCUGCAAAAAGAUUUGGGAAAAGGAAAAGAUGUACCAUUAGCUUCACCAUUAUUGACAACAACUCCAAGACCACACGCUGUCUCAAUAGGACCAGAGCUAGACAGUGAUGAUGAUGUUGAUACAAACAUUGAUAACAAUGAUGAAGACCCCACGGAAACUGAAUCAUUCMAACGGUACUUGAAAAACUUAAAAUUAGAAGACACAAAUGAAAAACAAACUGAUGGAUGAUAAUUUCAUAAUUGCUGUUUAUAGAAUUGUAUAGUAUACCACAGCAGUUUGUGUUCCUUUUCUGUAAGAAUUCAUAUGUAGAAAGGCAUUUAAACAKUUCAACAAGGGCAUUCAAACAUUUCAAUGUGAUAUGGUUACUCAAGAGCCUUUAAUAUUUUGCUAGCAAURUAGUGCACCAUAUGAMAAUGAAAUUGGAAAAUCAUUUUAGUAUGUAGAGUGAAUGCUUUUGAUCCRUGAAAUGUAACUAGCUUCUUCAUAAUAUUUUGAGCAAUUCAAAGAAUAAUUGUGAUUCAAACUCCAUUUCAGCUGCAGAUUCAGUGCAAAUUUAUGGUAUUUUGAUUUUGUACAAUUUCAUGGAUUAAAUAUGUUCAGUCUAGUACAUCAUCGUGUAAAAUGACCUAUUACUUUACUGUUGUUUCCUAUACAAACAGUCCAGAAAACGGUCAUAACUUACAAAUACCAAUCAUCAAAAGAACCAGUUGAAACCAAUGGUUUUGAUUGAUGGCAGGCUAUUGCAUAGUGUAGGUUUUUUCUCAGCUGAUUGUAUGACAAUGCAAAUUACGGUACAGUAGCAUGUAUUUAUUUAUAKGCCCAGGGUCCUCCCCAUACAUACUGUUCUAGUUGUAAUAGAUUUUAUUAUAAAACAGUAUUUUAUCUAA